Molecule: messenger RNA, 6202 nt
Organism: Caenorhabditis auriculariae
Lineage: Eukaryota; Metazoa; Nematoda; Chromadorea; Rhabditida; Rhabditidae
Source: the annotation of a GenBank genome assembly
AUGGUUGCCGAAGUGUUUCCGGCCAACUUUUGGAGUUCUUUCAAUGAAGAGCUCAAUUGUACGUUGACAUUUACACUGUGGAAACUGCGGGAGCGCAUGAUGACUUUCUUGGAGAGCAAUUUGAAGUUUGACACUCGAAAAAUAUUAUGAGUAAUGUCAUAAAAUCUAGGGAAGCGCUGGGAAUGUUGGCUGGUCAGGAAGAGGUCACGAAUGUGGACAAUUUUUUGGCCUUUUUCGCGCGGCAAUUGAUUGCCGAUGGGAAUUCGACCAUUUACAUUCCUUCCUAUUGGGUAUCUUGCUUUUCUUGUCCUCUUUUCAAGCUGGAAAUUUUUAAAAUCGCAGCAUUUUUGCUGAAAAAACGCUAAAGAGGCCCCUUUUCAAAAAAUUUUAAAUGGACCUUCAAAAACCCUAGCAUAUUUUGAAUGAAAAAUUUAUUUUUUCAGCUCUCAGCUCCACUAAGAGACGUUGAGCUGUCGGAAAGCGUUGACGAACUUUUCAUUGUCCCCAACAAAGCGCCCGAAUUCAGCUUUCUCCAUAAGUUCGACAGAAAUUUCGCCGAUCGACUCAUCCAAUACCUAUACUUGUUCUCCUGUCGCCUUGUUCUACAGCUCUUAAGGUGGACUUUUAAAAAAUAUCACUGUUUUCAUAAUUUUCACCUUUUCAGACUUGUUCUAUCGUUUGAAAAAGUUAGCGAGGAAGAGUCGUCGAAAAGGAGCAUUUUAAAGAUGUACAAAGCCGUUUACAGCUGUCCAGUCGAGCUGUUGGCCAGUGGAGUGAGUGGAAAAUCAAAAAUCUGAGAGCUCUAAAAAAUUUCAGGUCGUUAUUAACGUCAAUAAUAACACUUGCAGCCCGAAUAAAGCGCCUAUCGUCAAAAAGGUUUGCUCGAAAAUUUGAAAGCGCAUGAGAAAAUUUGUUAAAAAAUUUCCGCAUUUUUUUGAUUUUAAAGUUUUUCAGAAGCUAAGGAAAAAAUUCUCACCUCAUAAAAAAGAAGCAAAAUUCAACUUUAAAUUUUUCAGGCGCCUGUCAGUCUCAAAAAUGAAGCUGCUGACAUUGUUGAGAGCGAGGUUUCCAUUUUUCAAAAGGUUUUUUAAAAUCUCUUCUAAGACUUGUUUAAAAUUACUUUCAGCGCAAAACCCAACAGUCAUGGACAAUGAACUUGACUCGUCGCAAUGAGUCCGAAGAUCUUCAUUUUCUGCCUUCUGAUCAGCAUUCCUAUGGUCUUUUGGCUCGCGACAACGAAAUUGAGAAUAUUUGGCACCUUGUAAGUUUUAAUAACAUAUUAAAUAGAUCUUGGUGUGAAAUUUUUCAGAUCAAAGACUUCCAAGAGCCGAAAGACAUGAUUUAUGCGGUUUUCGACGAUUCUCUGGGAAAUUUCGUGAUCCAAAACGAAAGGCUCAACGAUUAUUUUGGGAGAAAUUUGUGGAAAUUGAAGGAAAAGAUGCAAUUUUACAUGGCCCAUCAUUUGAAGUGGGAAAAGUCCUGUUUUAUGAAAAAAUCUAUGAAAAAACCUUUGAAGAUCCUCCGCCGAACGUCUUCUGAAGAUGGAGGAGACGUUGGCCUUGGAAGACUUGGAGAAUUUCAGAAUCGAGGUCAUGAAUUUCCUCGGAAAUUCUGAAGGAGAGGCGACGAUCCUCUGCAAAUGGGUACUGUGAAUUUAUUUGAUUUCGAAAAGUUUUCAUAUUUUCAGGGUAAACUCCCGGUUUACUUAGAAAAGGACAAAAAAAUCGAAGAAUUCAUGCGAUCUGAUGAAAACUGUUAGUUUCUUGGGAAAUUGGAGGCCUUAUUUGAAUUUUCAAACUUCUGGAUAUUUAUAGAAUAAUCAAUUUUUUUAUAUUUUCCAGUGUACUCUAUGAAGGAUUUGAUGACUCACCAUGGAAUUUUGAGAAAAGAACCGAUUAUUUUCGAAAAAGAGAUCCUCGAGGCUCUUUUCAUGUUCACCCAGCGAGUCAUCCUCCAAUUGUUGAGGUGGAGUCCUGAAAAAAUUCAAAUAAAUCUCUAAAUUGUUCAGAACCGCUUUGAAUAUCCAAUUUUCGGCCGAUGGAUCCCCUACAAUAAUUUAUAACGGAAAUGUCGAGAUCGAGCAGCCGAUUUUGGGCGAUUUCGAGGUUUCUCUUCGAUUUGCCAUUCUAUUAAAAUGCAAUUUUCAGUUAUUUUUGAAACGCGACGACAUUAAGUACAAAAUGAUUCUUCGUGAAGAUGAUGAUCCGAAUAUUUGGCACCUUGUGGGAUUUUCUAACCGAUUUUAUUGAUUUUUGUCAUUUGAAGGUUCGCGACUUCAAAUCGCCCGACGAAAUGCUCCGCGCCGUUUUUCAUCAUAACGUUUAUGACGAGAUCGUGGCCGAUAUCAAUCUCCAUUUCAAAUUGUUCCAAGCUCUUUGGACUUUGAAAAAUCGGAUGAAUGAGUUCCAAGGGAACCGAUUGACGUGAGAUUAUUGAUCGAUUUUUUUGCUCAUUUUUUGUGAUUUUUACUGUCUCUAUAUAAGUCUUUUCGUGUAUUUUUUUGGACCGAGAACUUCAAAAAGGUCUUGGAACUACAACUCUUUUUUUAUUUUACUCCAUUUCUGUAUUUUUUUAUGGGUAAGUUAUCAGCCCUGAAUAGAAAAAAAAAGCGACAAAAUGUAAAAUUUCUUUUCUCGAUUUUUUUUUCUCGUUUUUUCCAGUUUUUCAUAACUUUUCUGUAUGGUAUUCACAGGCUUCAAAACCCGAAAAAAAUCCUGUAAAUCUCCUUUUCAAACAUUUUUCUACAACACCACUCUUUUCCGUUCAGGACCUUGCUUUUCACGAUUUUUGGCCGGAACGAAAGGAAUAUCAACGAACAAUUCCUACCAAAAGUUUACAAAGAAAUUGCCGAUUUUCUCGUUGGUGGAGAUCCAGAAUCUGUCUGUAUGAUGCCGUAUUGGGUCGGUUGCAAAAAUUGAUGAUAAAUAAAUAAUUAAAAAUUUCCAGUUCAAGUCCGAAAAAAAUCUCAUUGGUAUUCCCGUCGAUAAAACCGUUCUGAGGAUCGCCCGCCGAAGUAUGGCUCAAUAGUUCAUUUAUUGAGAGCUCGGGAGGAUUUUUAAAGGCGCAGGGCGGAGAUAAAAAUAUCCGGGAGGAUUCUUUAAGGCGCAGGGCGGGGCUAAAAGUCCCCAAGAAUAUUUUUUAGCAGUUCCCUGCGCCUCUAAAGAAAAUUUAGAUGAAAAAAUAUUUAUAAAUUCGUUCCAGAUUCCCAUAUGUGUUUUGAGCUCUGCGCCUUUAAAAUCGUACAAAACCUCACUUCAUUAUCUCAUUUCAGAGGAGAUCCACAGCGCUUUCGAGUCGCUGAAGGUACCGGAAGAGUUGCACGAGAAAAUCAUUUCGUCUCUCUAUUGGUUCGCCCAGAGGAUCACUUUGCAGUUUUUGAGGUCCUUUUUUUCUUCGUAUUCCAUCCAUGUCUCGAAAUCGAAGUCCACUUGCAAAAUUUCAGAUUCACCCUGAGUAUCCGCCGCUCGAGAUGCUUGAAUCCAAAAGUGACCGCCGUACACUACGUGGAAAGUAUUGAGCCGGCGCCGAAAGUCAAGAAAGACGAGGAGAGAAAAAGGAAAAGAGUGGACGAUGAAUCGGAUCAGAGCCCAUCGAAAUUUCGAUGCUUUUCCAUUGUGAAGGCCCUUGAAAGCUGCAAACGCCAGGCUCAUGAAAAGGUUUCGAAUUGAUAACUCUAACAAAAGUUGCGGUGCACCGCGUUUAGCUUUAAAUUCCUAUUAAAGCACUUAUUUCGUAAAAGAUUUCGAAAAGGUUCAUUUCCCAAUAUCACCAUUUUCUACAGUAUCAUCUUUGGCUUUUACGGUAGCUCAAAAAGAACUUUUUAUUUUCAACCGGCUGCCCCAGGGGUCCACGCCAUCUAGGUCUAAAGGGGGGUCUAAAAAUGUCAACGAAAAUUUCACCUUUUCCGGAGUUUUGCCCUGAUUUUUGUUGACGAAGUUGGAUGGAAGAACGUCAGAAAACCAAUUUCUCAAGGCUUACAGUGAUGCAAGUAUCUUAGAACUUCAGAAUUGCCCUAAGGAGGCCUAAAAAUGUAAGUUUCCGAGUCCGAACGGCGGUAGUUCGUUUAAAAAUCCUUUUUUAAGAUUUUUUAAGAAACAUACACAAAUUUCAUACUACUCCUGAAGCGAAGACCCUUUUUCAGUGUUACUCUGGUUUUCAGAAUACUUUUAAGCCUUUUAAAAACCCCAGAAAGGCUUUCUAAACAGACCUAUGAGCAAAAAAAAAAUCAACUCUCUAUCAAUUUGACCCGCCUAGAUCUUCUCAUUAACAAAGGAAACAUUGAAAAAAACUUCAUCUGGGAUAAUUUUUGAAAUCAAUUUUUUAGAAUCUUCCAAACGCGACUCCUAUGGAAACGGAUGUCCAAGAGGUUUUUCUUUCCAAUAAAGAAUACCCUUUAAAAAAAUUUUUUUCCAGAAGCGCUCUCAAAUCGAAGAAGCCGUUAUGAAAAAAAGUGAAAACUGAAGAAAAAUUUUAUUCUCGAAAAAAUCAUAUUUCAGAAUUCCAAUCUGUCUGCUAGACUCUCGUUCAAAAAAAUGAUGCUUCUGAAGAGGUCAAUCUUUUUUUUUUGGAUUAUAGUCUAAAAUUAUUUUUAGGAACGCCGAAAAUCAUUGGAACCGGAGGUGGAAAGGCUUUUGAUUAGGAAACCUUCAAAAAUUGAUUUUUCUUCAGAGAUCUCCUGUAAUCGAUCCGUCGCUGCAACCCUGCACUCGGGCUGAUAUCAUCGAGUUGAGGUUUAAAAUAACUUUUUUUCGGUGUAAUGAAUCAAUUUUGAUCAUAGGAACUACAUCAAGAUGAUGGAGCAGAGAAGAAAUGAGACAGACAGGAGGGAACGAGAGCAGAUGUUGAGAAUCCUCAACUUACUGCUUCCAAAAAUGUUAGCGAAGACAUUAUCAUUUCAGCGAAAAUUCCAUUUUCAGAGUACAAAUUUGCCAUAGUGUACAAGAAACUCAAAAAAAAACCAUAUACAUAAACUGUCAUUUCAUCCAAAAUUCCGCUUACAGUGAAAAAAAAGAGCUGUUAAAUAUCAUGAAUUGAACUAGAUGUGAAAAAAAUGAAGCUUCAUUUUUUUGGCGUACGAAAAUUAGAAGAAAUCACGGGUUUUUGAUUUUUUUCUGACGCAAAAAAACUUGUAUUUUUUUCCUUUUUAUCUGACUUUCUACAAGAGAUUGAAAAAAAUUCAUAAUACUAUAUGAUUCUCAAAAAGAUAAAAAAAUAAUUGAGAUACUUAAUCAAAUAAAUUCUGCUCAAAAAUCUUUGCUUGAGUGUUCAAAGGAGCAUGCAGACUUGAUCAAAGGUCUCGAGAGGAAGAGCCGUUCCUAUUUCCAUUUUAGUUCGUGCGAGGUCUUUGAACACCUCAGAAAAUAUUUUCGGCAAAUUUACGAAGCUGACUGACAAGGGAGGUCGCUUUACUUUGCGGUUGGGAUUUUCCCGAAAAUUGGCCAGAACGCUCCUUGACGAUUCUGAGAGUUUCGACCUGAACAAGUUUCUCGUUUUUGAAAAGUCAAAGAAAAUCCCUCAGAAUCCAUUGAAAAUCGCUAUUUUGGGGCAUUAGGCCCUUUUUUCUCGUAAAGUAGACUUUUAGGUUCCUCAUAUGGUACAAAAAAUUGUUCUGGCCGAUUUCCCAAUUCCCAAUGACCAGUGAGCACAGAAAUGCCCCACAAGCUGAAAUUAGUCACAAAUUUAUCAAAAAUUCCACAAAAAACCCUUCCACCACAACUAAUCGAUAACUACUUUGACCAGGGAAACCUUGGAUAAAAGUCUUCACAAAACGCUGAGCGACGAGAUGGCGGUCCAUCAGGGGCGUUGUGAGGUGAUGGUAGGAUGCAAGGACAAAUAUCUGGCCGAAAUGGACGAGGCGAGGGCUCAAGUCAAAGAAAGGGACGAGAUCAUCCACCAAAUGACGACCGAUCUGCUAACCUUCCAAAGAACUCUUCAAGAAGCUGUCGAAGAGCUCAAGGAAGCUAAGAAGGAUUUCGAGAAGUCGAAGAAGAAGAAGGAGAAGAAGGUUGGAGUUGCUAGGGGGAAAAACAUGAAAAUCAUGGGUUUUUUUCAAGGCCAAGCGCCAAGAGGGCAAUCCUGAAACUCAGCAUCAAGAGGAAGUUGCCGACGUUAAGCCCGAUCGGGUGAGCUUUUCAAGCAGUCUAUGGAAUCAUAAUUCAGAAAGUUUCAGAACUUGAUCCCGCUCAAUGGAAACGCUUUUUGA